Budorcas taxicolor (takin) is the source of this 702-nucleotide messenger RNA. RefSeq names its product Opa interacting protein 5 (gene OIP5). Gene Ontology annotation, cellular component: chromosome, centromeric region; nucleus; chromatin. NCBI's taxonomy places the organism in Eukaryota, Metazoa, Chordata, Mammalia, Artiodactyla, Bovidae. Gene Ontology annotation, biological process: CENP-A containing chromatin assembly; chromosome segregation. The record is from RefSeq and is a predicted model, not a curated record. The transcript has 5 exons. Bases 1 to 690 code for a protein of 229 amino acids.
AUGGCUGCUCGGCCGCGGAGGCAUGUUUCUCGGAUUGCAAAGCAGCCACGGGGUGACUUCUGUGAUGGGACUAAGAAAGCGAUUAAUGAACCUUCUUUUGCGACUUCCAUGGAGUGGGACACGCAGGUGGUGAAAGGGUCUUCGUCGGUCGGCCCCGCAGGGCUGGGGUUGGAGGAGCUGCAGUUCCGCCCGCGGCUGCCGCGAUGGCUGCAGCCUGAGAGGUGCGCGGUGUUCCAGUGCGCGCAGUGCCACGCCGUGCUCGCUGACUCUGUGCAUCUCGCCUGGGACCUCUCGCGGUCCCUCGGGGCCGUGGUCUUCUCCAGAGUCACAAAUAAUGUAGUUUUGGAGCCUCAGUUCCAAGUUGGCGUUGAAGGUUCGCUCAAAGGCAGCACUUACAACCUUUUAUUAUGUAGUUCCUGUGAGAUUCCCAUUGGUUUCCACCUAUAUUCUACCCAUACUGCCCUGGCUGCCUUGAGAGGCCACUUCUGCCUUUCCAGUGAUAAAAUGGUGUGCUACCUCUUAAAAACGAAAGCCAUAGUAAAUGCAUCUGAGAUGGAUCUCCACAUCGUCCCUCUACCAGAAAAGGUUGCAGAGCUGAAAGAGAAGAUAAUCUUAACACAUACUCGCUUAAAUUCACUCAUGAAAAUUCUGAAGAAAGUGCCUCCUGACCAGUCCAAGCAAACAAAGUAAUUCAGAAUCAGA